UAAGGUACUCUGAUAUCAGGCUAGUAUUGUUUUUCAAAUCCAUGUUCAAAAUCUCAGCCAAACUCGUUUAUUGAACUUUGAAAUCCUUGUAGUCUUACUAUUCCUCAUCUUACCGAUUCCACAAAAUGCUUCUCCAGCCAUUAUUGGGAAUGAGACAGACAAAAUUGCACUUCUUGAUUUCAAAUCAAAACUAACUUCUGAUCCUCAACAUGUUGUAUCAUCUUGGAAUGAUUCAAUACAUUCAGCCAGUGAAGAGGAGUCACAUGUGACAAAACUCUUCAAAGGGUAAUUACAUUGGACCUUAGUGGGAUGGAAUUGGCUGGAACCUUGUCAUCAAGAAUUGGAAAUCUCUCUUUUCUUGAAACACUUCACCUAUCAGAUAAUUCAUUCAAUUCUAAAAAUACCCUCAAAAUUUGGUUCAUUGACAAAUCUCAAGAACUUGAACUUGAGCUUCAACUUCUUACAAGGGAACAUACCAUCCAAUCUUUCUAGCUGCAUAAGUCUCAUUAGUCUUGAUCUGAACCCCAAUUAUCUUAUUGAACAAAUUCCUCCACGGCUAGGGCCAUUAUCAAAGCUUCAGAAACUAUAUCUCAAUAACAACAACCUCAGGGGGAACUUUCCAUCUUCUUCUGGAAAUCUUUCAUCUCUCCAAGAACUUAGUGUGAAUUAUAACAAUAUUGAAUGAGAAAUCCCAUCUACAGUUGCCAUUUUGCAAAACUUGACAGCAUUUAGAGUGGCGUUAAACCAUUUAUCCGGUGUGUUCCCAUCUUCGCUUUACAAUAUUUCAUCGCUUCAACUUGUCUCAAUCACUCAAAAUAAUUUUCAUGGUGACCUGAGGCAGGACUUGGGGCUUGUUUUUCCAAAUAUUCAAAGACUCUAUUUAGCUGGUAACAGUUUCAUGGGACGUAUACCUGUUUCAUUAUCCAAUGCUUCAAAUCUACUCCAGCUAGAUUUAGCAAUUAACAAACUCAUUGGAUCCCUACCUCUGAGUUUUGGAAACUUAAGGGCUCUCAUUUUCCUUAAUAUCCCUUCAAAACAACUUAGAAGUGAUGAUUUGAAUUUUCUUACUCCUUUAAUGAAUUGUAGCAGGCUAAAACAUCUUGAUAUUUCUAACAACAAGUUUACUGGCGAGUUUCCAAGAUCUAUUGGCAACUUAUCAUCCAAGUUGAGUUGGCUAAACUUUUACAAUAACUCUAUACACGGGAGCAUUCCUGCAGAGUUAGAAAAACUUGUCGGUUUAAACACGGUAGGGACGGGACUAAACUUCUUGACAAAAUAUGGCAUGGGAGCUGCUGCACCAAGAUGGGGAGAUGUCUAUAGCUAUGCUAUUGUCUUGUUGGAUCUGUUCACUGGAAAUAGUCCUGUUGAUGAAACAUUUCAAGAUGGUCUCAACCUUCAUAACUUUGUCAAAUGUUCGUGUAACAUCCCGUAUGGUUACGUUAAGAUGCGCCACGAGUUGAUCAGUAUGGAUUCAGAGGAUUAA
Molecule: messenger RNA, 1483 nt
Organism: Lycium ferocissimum
Lineage: Eukaryota; Viridiplantae; Streptophyta; Magnoliopsida; Solanales; Solanaceae
Product: putative receptor-like protein kinase At3g47110
Exons: 2
Coding region: 899-1483 (194 amino acids)
Source: RefSeq, a predicted model, not a curated record